GUUCCGGUCUGAACGGGCUCAGUCCAUCUCGAAUAGGAUUUUUUUUCGGUUACUUUUUUUUUGUUUUCAGUCGAGGGAAAUAACUUGACAAAACUUAAGUCAAGUGUCAUUCGACAGCCGUCUGUAAUUUGAGGAGUUUUUCUUCUUCGGUAAAUUUUUCCGCUUGCGCACCAAGUGUUCAUUCAGAGCAUGUGUUUUAGUGGCGAAGAGAGUGAAUAAGAGUGACGGAUCGUGUUACAAAUAGAAUUUAAUGCGAUUUACUUUUUAACUGAAAAUCUUGAUGUGUUUACUCUUUUGAACCCCGCCAGAGCUGCAUAUCCUAAGAUCGAGCCGUCUUAGUCUGCAUUGGUCCUGCGCUGGGACUGCACGUGUUCGAGCAGUUAGUCAGUGAGGCAGAGUGUAACGGAUUGACCGGCUAGAAUAUAACUCCAAACAAUCAUGGUCACUAAAGCAAGUAUAUUUAUCCUGGCUGUAAUCAGUAUCGUUCCUUCGGAAGUAUUCGCCCAGCAACGAGCGGUAGAUGUUACGAACCAAGAGAUUCGAGAUGCGAUCCUGUCCUUGGUGCACUCAUAUAACCUGCUGGAUAACAAGCUGGAAAGACACGAACAACGGGAGCGGUCCCUCGGAGAGCAAGUGAAAAAGGGCCUGAUUACGUUGCAGAAAAACCAACGGAUAUUCGAGCCAAUGAAGGGCACAAUAACACGAUUGGAGGAGCGCGUUGGUAGUAUCGAAACGGCACUGCUGAAUCAAGAUGAGAAACACACUAUACAACAGAUGAAACUGGACGAAACACUUGAGGGCGUUCUGCGUUGGCUGACUGACAAUGCGCACAUGCUCGAGACUCGCGUCAUCACGGAACCGCGCCAGUACGGGGAUGGUGACGGACUCGGCGGAAAAAUCGAUGAGCUUACCGAAAGUAUUAGAGAGCUGCGGCGGGAGAUGGCGGAACUGAAGUCAGAUAGAGAGUCCCUCGAGCAAACAAAUCGCAACCUAAUCCAGCAGGCAGAAAAACUAGCAAACGCUAAGCAAGGUUCGGCGUCGGAUGAGAUUUUAGGCAAAAUUGAGGAACGCCUGUCCUCGUAUUACAAUAAUCCCGUUGUAAUCAGUCAUUCGAACGUCGACUUCGAGGAGAAGGUUAUCCGGAAGCUGGACACGCUUGACGCCACCGUCAAGGAAAGUCAAUCGAGUGCGCUGUCGACUGUUGGUAAAGGGCAAGAGUCAUCGGUAGAUAAAGAGUUCAUUCAGGGCUUGGUCAAUGAAACGCUGGAAGCGAUCGAAGACAUGCGUCUGGAGGUGUUGACAGCGUCCGAUAAGAGCUUCUCGAAGACGGCGACCCGCAUCAAGGAGAACAACGAGGUACUGCAAGCGUCGGUGAACGAAAUCUUGAAGACAUUGUCCGAGGAGAUUAUCGAUACGGAAGCGUUCUUCUCCGGAACGAAGAAAGAUAUCGGUUCGUUGAAGGAUGAGAUUGCGGCACUAAGUAGAUUGGAAAAGUUCUUGCUACAGACGGGUGAAAACGUGUUAGAUGCCAAGCGUGGUAUUGAUUAUGGAAUUCAUCAGAUUCUACGAGAAGUGACCGAAGUGGUGAAGGCCAACUCGAAGGAACUCAACUCAACAGUUACCAAGCGAUUCGACGAAAUUGGUGCAACCAUUUUGGAUAACCACAAUGGUGCGUUGACUAAUUUAAGCUCAAAGAUAGAAACGGAAAUCAGCCAGGUUUGGCGCCAGAUCGGUAUUAUGUAUCAGGAGAUCUCAUCCAGCAAGCAAGCUUUGGAUCGUUUACAACAGCAGACGGAAGCCUAUGUGAACGGAACGUUAACCACUAUGGAUAGCAUGGAAGGAAAGGUUUCUCUAAUCACCGGACGUAUGGCCGAGGUGGACUCCAAUCUAAACUAUCUGCUGGGUCGUCUAUCGCUGGUGACACAGGAAUUCAAUCUCAUCAAGACCGGGCUUGGUAAGGCGCUAGAUGAAAUUAAAAGUAGUUUCAACGAGGUACAGGAGCGCGUCAAAGGACCGGGACCGCAUAAAAUUUCCUCCGAGGAAGUCGACGGAGAUUUUAGCAAGUCGCCCUCGACCAAGUGAGAGGCGUCUUCGUAACGCAAAUGCAUGUUAGAAUAAAUUUUCGGAGGUAUAUUUUUUCAUCAACCAAAUAAGACUACUACCUACUACCAGUAGACCAUGUGUGCUUAGAAAACAUAGAAAUGUAAUACUUACGAGUAAAAUAAAAUUGACAGUUUUAUUGUAUUAGUGAUAGGUCAAUUUCAUGUAAUACUAAAAGAUGAAAAAUAAAUAGUGGUAAAGAUA
Molecule: messenger RNA, 2304 nt
Organism: Sabethes cyaneus
Lineage: Eukaryota; Metazoa; Arthropoda; Insecta; Diptera; Culicidae
Exons: 6
Coding region: 439-2082 (547 amino acids)
Cellular component (GO): plasma membrane
Source: RefSeq, a predicted model, not a curated record